AUGGCCCCCCUAACCAGUCUCAGAAGGUAUAUGAACAAGCAGACGGAGGUAGUUCUGUUCUCCUCCACCGCCAUUGCCCUCUAUGGCUACGAUCAGGGGUUGAUGUCCCUCAUCAACACCAAUUUUGACUAUCUUCAAACCAUGGGCCUGGCAGAGAGCGAUCCCAUGGUGGGUGUCAUCGUCUCGGUCUACUAUCUGGGUUGUGCAGUGGGCGCCGUGCUUGCGUCUUUCUUUGCAGACGCCAAAGGCAGAAGACCGGGAAUAUUUGCUUGUCUUGCCACAGCUAGUUUGGGAAAUCUGUUGAUGUUCAUAGCUGGAUUGUGGACAAGCAAGGGCGCAAUGACUCUGAUGCUCAUUGGAAGAACAGUCAUGGGUCUUGGAGUUGGUGGCAUCGACGCUGUCGUGCCCGUCUACUCUUCCGAACUCUCCUCCGACGACGCGCGGGGCACCGCAUUGGCCCAAGAAUUCCAAGCCAACGUCUUCGGCCUCAACAUGGCCUUCGCUAUCAACCUGCUCCUGACGAACCAACUCAGCAAAUUCAACCAAUGGGCCUGGCGCCUCCCCAUCAUAAUCAUGCAGAUAUAUCCAAUCAUGCUCUUCGCGGUCUCGACCCGCUUGCCCGAAACGCCCCGCUGGCUUGUCCUGCACAACAAGAAAGACAGAGCCAAAAAGAGCCUGAUCCGAGUGUUUGGCGAAGAAGGCGCCCAGGAACAACUCGACGAGCUCAUCACCGCGCACGAGAAAGAACAAAAGGACGGCAUGGUUUCCUACUCCGACAUGCUCUUCCCCUCCGGUCCGCAAUUCCACCCGACGGUCAUCACGGUGAUGGGCCAAAUCAACCAGGCCCUAACCGGCUACGGCGCCGUCUCCGUGUACGGACCGCAGAUCUUCGAACUCCUCGGUUUCGCCGUCAUGACCGCCGAAUACCUCACGAUGGGGAACUACCUCUUCUACCUCAUCAUGAUGACCUUCGCCUGGCUCCUCAUCGACCGCAUGGGCCGACGCUGGCUCCUGGUCCACUCCGCCUGGCUUCUGGCCCUCUCCUUCCUCAUCCUGACCCUCCUGGGCGGCCUCGCCACGAACAACACCCAACUGCACAUCUCCCCCCUCUCCGCCGGCAUCCCCGGCGUGAUAAUCCUCUACCUCGCCACCUCCACCUUCGGCAUCGGCUGGCUCGUCCCGCCCUGGCUCAUCCCCACCGAGAUCUACCCCUCCAGCGCCCGCGCCCAAGGCUCCGCCAUCUCCGUCAUCAUCUGGGGCUUUGCCAAUUUCGCCGUCACGCUGCUGACCCCCAUCGGCUUCAACCAUCUCAAGUACUGGCUGUUCCUGGUGUUCGCGGUCACGAACGCGUUUGCCGGUUGGUGGACCUGGAUGUAUUGUCCCGAGAGUGGCGGGAGGAGUUUCGAGGAGAAUCAGGAUUUCUUCGCCGAGGCGGGCGAGAAGGGCAGGUGGAAGGUGAAGGUGGUCAAGGGUGGGGAAUGGUUGGAUAUGCCGGAGCAGGGGAGCGAUGAGGAAGAGGGGGAGGGGAAUAAAGCGGAUGAUGGCGGGGAGAGGCAGCCGCUGUUGGGUGGGUUGAUGCGAGGUUCAUCGUGA
Messenger RNA from Endocarpon pusillum Z07020, 1593 nucleotides. RefSeq lists its product as uncharacterized. The record is from RefSeq and is a predicted model, not a curated record. The transcript is spliced from 2 exons. Gene Ontology annotation, molecular function: carbohydrate:proton symporter activity. Gene Ontology annotation, biological process: transmembrane transport; carbohydrate transport. Lineage: Eukaryota; Fungi; Ascomycota; Eurotiomycetes; Verrucariales; Verrucariaceae. Gene Ontology annotation, cellular component: membrane. The coding region runs from base 1 to 1593 and encodes 530 amino acids.